CUCUCAUCACUUUCUUCACUGCUUCAACUUAGCUUCAAGAAGACAAGACUCAAAAUUAAGAAAAUGGAGAUCAUCAAUUCUUGCUUCUUCUUUGUCCUUGUGCUUCUCUUUGCUUCAACAAUGUCACUGGCUAAUGCAAAAGUUCAUCACCAUGAGUUUGUAAUUCAAGCAACAAAAGUGAAGAGGCUGUGCAAAACUCAUAAUACCAUCACAGUGAAUGGGAUGUUUCCUGGACCAACCUUGGAACUUAACAAUGGAGACUCACUAGUUGUCAAAGUUACCAACCGAGCAAGAUACAAUGUUACCAUUCACUGGCAUGGAAUAAGGCAGAUGAGAACAGGAUGGGCAGAUGGGCCAGAAUUUGUGACACAGUGUCCAAUUAGACCAGGUGGAAGUUACACCUACAGGUUCACAGUUGAUGGACAAGAAGGAACACUGUGGUGGCAUGCUCAUAGCUCAUGGCUCAGAGCCACUGUCUAUGGUGCUUUAAUUAUCUAUCCAAGAGAAGGAGACUCAUACCCUUUCCCCAAACCCAAAAGAGAAACACCCAUUCUACUUGGGGAAUGGUGGGAUGCUAACCCCAUUGAUGUGGUGAGGGAGUCCACUAGAACAGGAGCAUCUCCAAACAUUUCUGAUGCUUACACCAUUAAUGGCCAACCCGGAGAUCUUUACAAUUGUUCUAAUAAAGACACUGUAAUUGUUCCAAUUGGCUCCGGCGAGACAAACCUCCUGCGAGUAAUCAACGCUGCGCUCAAUCAACCAUUAUUCUUCACCAUUGCCAACCACAAGUUCACAGUUGUUGGUGCUGAUGCUUCCUAUCUCAAACCUGUCACCACUUCAGUAAUCAUGCUAGGACCUGGCCAAACCACCGAUGUUUUGAUCUCCGGUGACCAGCCACCAGCUAGAUACUACAUCGCAGCACGUGCCUAUCAAAGUGCCCAAAAUGCUCCAUUUGACAAUACCACCACCACAGCCAUUCUUGAAUACAACUCUGCUCCUUGCCCUGCUAAAUGCCUCACAAGCAAUCCAAUUAUGCCUCAACUGCCAGCCUUCAACGACACAAACACAGUCACUGCCUUCAGCCAGAGCCUUAAAAGUCCCCGGAAAGUUGAGGUUCCAACUGAAAUUGAUGAAAGCCUCUUUUUCACAAUUGGCCUAGGACUCAACAGAUGUCCUAAGAAUUUUCGUCCCAGGAGAUGCCAAGGACCCAAUGGCACUCGCUUCACAUCCAGCAUGAACAAUGUCUCUUUUGUGUUUCCUUCAAGCUUCUCCCUUCUGCAAGCUUAUCAGCAAAACAUACCAGGAGUUUUCACCACUGAUUUUCCGGCAACACCUCCGGUGAAAUUCGAUUACACCGGCAACGUCAGCCGAUCACUUUGGCAACCUGCUACAGGCACUAAACUUUACAAAUUGAAGUAUGGAUCAAGGGUCCAGAUUGUUCUACAAGACACAAGCAUUGUAACACCUGAGAACCACCCAAUUCAUCUCCAUGGAUAUGAUUUCUAUAUCAUUGCUGAAGGAUUUGGAAACUUCAAUCCGAAAACUGAUACAGCUAAAUUCAACCUUGUGGAUCCACCAAUGAGGAACACAGUUGCAGUUCCUUCAAAUGGAUGGGCAGUCAUUAGAUUUGUUGCAGACAAUCCAGGGGUGUGGAUAAUGCAUUGUCACUUGGAUGUUCAUAUUACAUGGGGAUUGGCUAUGGCCUUUUUGGUGGAAGAUGGAGUUGGGAAGCUACAGUCUCUAGAGCCUCCUCCAGCUGAUCUCCCUCUGUGUUAAGAUUGAUAAAAGAAAUGCAACCCAUCAAUAGGGGAUUGCAAAUUUAAAAAUAAAAAAAAAAAAAAUUU
Messenger RNA from Manihot esculenta (cassava), 1844 nucleotides. RefSeq names its product laccase-5. The transcript has 6 exons. Gene Ontology annotation, molecular function: hydroquinone:oxygen oxidoreductase activity; copper ion binding. The record is from RefSeq and is a predicted model, not a curated record. Gene Ontology annotation, cellular component: apoplast. The coding region runs from base 64 to 1776 and encodes 570 amino acids. Gene Ontology annotation, biological process: lignin catabolic process. Lineage: Eukaryota; Viridiplantae; Streptophyta; Magnoliopsida; Malpighiales; Euphorbiaceae.